Molecule: messenger RNA, 3755 nt
Organism: Onychostruthus taczanowskii (white-rumped snowfinch)
Lineage: Eukaryota; Metazoa; Chordata; Aves; Passeriformes; Passeridae
Gene: MARK3
Product: microtubule affinity regulating kinase 3
Exons: 20
Coding region: 682-3147 (821 amino acids)
Biological process (GO): intracellular signal transduction; protein phosphorylation
Cellular component (GO): cytoplasm; plasma membrane
Molecular function (GO): protein serine/threonine kinase activity; ATP binding
Source: RefSeq, a predicted model, not a curated record
UUCCGGUUCAUGUCGGCGCUGGGCUGGCGCGGAGGAGCAGCGCGGCCAUCUUGCCUCGUCCGGGAGCGGCGGCGGGGCGGGCGGGGGGCAGGCAGAGACAGAGAGGGAGCGGCGGGCGGGCACCCACCGAGCGUCCGCAGCCCGCGGGGCGCCGGCCUUCUCAGAGCCUGGGGCGGGCCGCGAUGCGAGCGGCGGCGCGGUGAAGCGGGGCCGCGGCGGGGGAAGGAGAGGGCAGCCCCCCGAGCGGCGGGCCUGCGCUAGCCGUGCCCCGGCAGCAGCGGAGAGAAGCCGGGCUGCGCGGCGCCCCGCUGCCGCCUCCUGCCGCCCGCCCUGCGCUCACCCCCUCCCCUCCCGGAGCCGCUCCCUCGCCGCCUCCCUUUCCCUGGCUCCAUCCCUUCCCUCGGCUCCAUCCCUUCCCCGCUGGAUGAGGCGGCCCCCUGCCCGCUGCUGACCCCUGCGGACCCCGGCUGUAGGAUGAGCCCGAAGGACUCGGAGGGGGCGAGGCCGCUCCGCUCCCCGAGGAGGAUCUAGUGGGGGGGCACCGACGCGACGCCGCCCCCCGCCAGGCACCUCGUCCUUCAUGGUGGCUCCCUGCGACCACCAUCUCGGAGCAGACGCGCAGCCCGGGGCCCGUGUGUGUGUCUGUGCGCGCCGCCGCCGCGGCCGCCCGAGUGAGGGAAAAUGUCCACUCGGACUCCAUUGCCCACGGUGAACGAGCGCGACACCGAGAAUGAUGUCGGCUCAUCAUUGGGGGAAGGCUUUUGCGAAAAGCACACGUCCCAUGGAGACGGACGGCAGGAAGUUUCCUCUCGGACUGGGCGCUCUGGAGCUCGCUGCAGGAACUCCAUAGCCUCCUGUGCUGAUGAGCAGCCACAUAUUGGAAAUUACAGACUCCUUAAAACGAUUGGAAAGGGGAAUUUUGCAAAAGUGAAGCUGGCAAGGCACAUCCUAACUGGCAGAGAGGUUGCCAUAAAAAUAAUUGACAAAACACAGCUGAACCCAACUAGUCUACAAAAGCUCUUUAGAGAAGUAAGAAUAAUGAAGAUCUUAAAUCAUCCAAAUAUAGUGAAGCUAUUUGAAGUCAUUGAAACUGAAAAAACUCUCUAUUUAAUAAUGGAAUAUGCAAGUGGGGGGGAGGUGUUUGACUAUCUGGUUGCACAUGGAAGAAUGAAGGAAAAGGAGGCAAGAGCUAAAUUUAGACAGAUAGUAUCUGCAGUGCAGUAUUGCCAUCAAAAGCAUAUUGUUCAUAGAGAUCUCAAGGCUGAAAAUCUAUUGCUAGAUGCAGAUAUGAACAUUAAAAUAGCUGACUUUGGUUUUAGCAAUGAGUUUACAGUUGGAAAUAAACUGGACACCUUUUGUGGCAGCCCACCAUAUGCUGCUCCAGAGCUCUUUCAAGGGAAGAAAUAUGAUGGACCUGAAGUAGAUGUUUGGAGUUUAGGUGUUAUUCUUUAUACUCUCGUGAGUGGAUCUCUUCCUUUCGAUGGACAGAACUUAAAGGAACUUAGAGAAAGAGUGCUAAGGGGAAAAUACAGGAUUCCUUUCUACAUGUCCACAGACUGUGAAAACCUCCUCAAACGUUUCCUGGUGCUAAACCCAACAAAAAGAGGCACUCUAGAGCAAAUUAUGAAGGACAGGUGGAUCAAUGCAGGGCAUGAGGAGGAUGAACUUAAACCUUUUGUUGAACCAGAACUAGACAUCUCGGACCAGAAAAGAAUAGAUAUUAUGGUAGGAAUGGGAUAUUCUCAAGAGGAAAUUCAAGAAUCCCUUAGUAAAAUGAAGUAUGAUGAAAUCACAGCUACAUACUUACUGCUAGGAAGGAAGUCAUCAGAGUUGGAUGCAAGUGAUUCAAGCUCCAGCAGCAAUCUUUCACUUGCCAAAGUUAGGCCAAGUAGUGAUCUUAAUAAUAGCACUGGACAAUCUCCUCAUCACAAAGUUCAGAGAAGCAUAUCUUCUAGCCAGAAGCAGCGGCGGUACAGUGAUCACGCUGGACCAUCCAUCCCCUCGGUAGUGGCAUAUCCUAAAAGAAGCCAGACUAGUACUACAGACAGUGACCUCAAAGAGGAAGGAAUUCAGUCAAGAAAAUCCAGCAGUAGUGCUGUUGCAGGAAGAGGAAUUGCACCAGCUAGCCCAAUGCUUGGAAAUGCCAGCAACCCCAAUAAGGCUGAUAUUCCUGAACGUAAGAAAAGUUCAGCUGUCCCUAGUAAUAAUACUACCCCUGGAGCAAUGACACGGCGCAACACAUAUGUUUGUAGUGAGAGAACCACUGCUGAUAGGCACUCAGUGAUACAAAAUGGCAAGGAGAACAGCCUGACAGAAAUGUUCGCUUACGCAGCUAGCCCUGCUUCAGUUUGUACCACAUCCUUCUCCAGUGUUCGGCUGCGACAUCAGAAGUCGAUGUCCAUGUCAGCCUCUGUGCACACGAAGAUGAUGUUGCCUCCAAUAGACAAUGGCGCAGAUAACUUCAGGCCUAUCACCAUUCCCGAUCAGAGAACUCCCGUUGCUUCAACCCACAGCAUUAGCAGUGCGACCACCCCUGACCGUAUUCGUUUCCCCAGAGGAACGGCCAGCCGGAGCACGUUCCACGGGCAGCUGCGCGAGCGCCGCACCGCCACCUACAACGGCCCGCCCGCCUCGCCCAGCCUGUCCCACGAGGCCGCGCCGCUCUCGCAGACCCGCGCCCGCGGCUCCACCAACCUCUUCAGCAAACUGACUUCCAAACUAACCAGAAGAAACAUGUCAUUCAGGUUUAUCAAAAGGCUCCCGACUGAAUAUGAGAGGAACGGGAGAUUUGAGGGCUCAAGCCGCAAUGUAGCUGUGGAUCAGAAGGACGAGAACAAGGAAGCCAAGCCUCGGUCGCUGCGUUUUACCUGGAGCAUGAAAACCACCAGCUCCAUGGAUCCCAAUGACAUGAUGAGGGAAAUCCGAAAGGUCCUGGAUGCCAAUAAUUGUGACUAUGAACAGAGGGAGCGUUUCUUGCUUUUCUGUGUCCAUGGAGAUGGGCACGCGGAAAACCUUGUACAGUGGGAGAUGGAGGUGUGUAAACUGCCAAGACUGUCCCUGAACGGAGUUCGCUUUAAGCGGAUAUCGGGAACAUCCAUAGCUUUCAAAAACAUUGCUUCCAAAAUUGCCAAUGAGUUAAAGCUGUAACAAGAAAAAAUAGUUAAGUUGUAAAUUAGUUAGCAAUUUAAAGUGUUUUUGAGAAUUCCGAUGGAAAUGUAUAGAAUAACAUUUAGGCAAUAACUUCUGCAUCCUUCUGAAUAGUGAUAUUAAAAAAAAGCUGCUGAGCUGGGAGGGAGAGUUGGACUUUUUUAUAAGUGCACUACAGCAUUAAAGUUGCCUACUAUGUAAAAUAUUACCCCUUCUGCUUUAUUUCCAUUGCUCCUAAGUCUUUGACAACAAAUUGAAACACAGAAUAUAUUCAUUUAAAUAUGCCUCCUGUUUGUGUGGAUGUGUGAAUGUACAGUAUGUGUGUAUAAUAUAUAAAGUAUUAUAUGUAAACAAUUCAUUUACAACAUCGAGCUGUACCAGUACCUCUUUUUGGGCUAAUUUUGGUGCUAAAAAUUGAAAUGGCCAAGGAGGAAACACUUGAGUUAAUAUUUAAAAUGACUGAAGCAUUAACCAGUAAACGCAGGUUUACAGUUCACUGCUGUGUUACGAAAAAAGUGUGUGAAGGGUUUGGAUUUAUGGUUGUUAACAUUAUUAGUCCUGUUUUCUAAGUAGAUCUCAUGAGAUAAUUAAAAAUUCACUUCUACUGA